AUCCUCAGACUGCAAAGGAGAUUUUUGAUUUUGCAAUGAAGGCAAUCAACCCACAGGUUGAUCAGAAGCGAUAUGCAGUACAUCUAGCUGGUUUACAGUUGUUCACCUGGCAUGCUGCUCAGUUUGGUGCCUUGCUCCUGGACAACUAUGUCUCCCUCUUUGAAGCAAUGUGUAAAUGGUGUGGCCACACAAAUCAGGAGCUGAAGAAAGCCAGUCAUUCUGCACUGGAUUCAUUCCUCAAGCAGAUUUCUUUAAUGGUAGCUAAGGAUGCAGAGCUACACAAGAGCAAGUUGCAGUUCUUCAUGGAGCAGUUCUAUGGAAUCAUCAGAAGAAUGGAUUCAAGCAACAAAGAGUUGUCCAUUGCCAUUCGUGGAUAUGGGCUUUUUGCAGCACCCUGUAAAGCUAUACAUUCUAAGGAUGUUGACGACAUGUAUGUUGGGCUUCUUCAGCGUUGUAAGCAAAUGUACCUCACAGAAGCAGAAACAAUAGAUGACCAUCUGUAUCAGCUACCAAGUUUCCUCCAGUCCAUUGCAAGUGUGAUAUUCCAUAUAGAUACAAUUCCUGAAGUAUACACUCCAGUUCUUGAACAUCUAGUUGUGCUGCAGAUCAAUAGCUUUCCACAAUACAGUGAAAAAAUGCAGUUAGUCUGUUGCAGAUCUGUAAUAAAGGUAUUUCUGGCCCUCUCAGGAAAAGGUCCAGUUUUCUGGAAUUUUAUUAGCACUGUGGUGCAUCAGGGAUUAAUCAGAAUCUUCUCCAAGCCAAUCACAUUUUCAAAGGCUUUUUUUGGAAAAGAAACUUCUGAAUCAGAAGAAUCCAGUGAAGCUGAAGAGGUUGGGACAGGGAGAUGGAAAGUACCAACCUAUAAGGACUAUCUGUAUCUCUUCAGAAAUCUACUGAACUGUGACACAAUGAAGGAAUGUGUUUUUGAAGAUGAAAACUUUCUUACUGCAAAUUCAUCACUGCAGUCCCUGAAUCGCUUGCUAUAUGAUGAACUUAUUAAAUCUAUUUUGAAGAUUAUUGAGAAAUUGGACCUCACUGUUCAGAAACUGGAUGUUAAUGAACAGGAUGAAAAUGAACCUGACAGUGCUUUGCUUGGGCCUUCUUCUGACCCUGCUUCAAACCUUCAGCCAACAAAGCCAACAGACUUUAUUGCCUUUAUAAAUCUAGUGGAAUUCUGCAGAGAGAUACUUCCAGAGAAGCAUGUUGAAUACUUUAACCCUUGGGUAUAUUCCUUUGGUUAUGAGCUUAUUAUAUAUUCAACGAGACUACCUCUUAUUAGUGGGUUCUACAAGCUGCUUUCUGUUACAAUGAAAAUUGCCAAGAAAAUAAAAUACUUUGAGGGCGUCAGUCCAAGUAGUCUCAGAAAAUGCCCUGAAGACCCAGAAAAGAGGUCUUGCUUUGCACUGUUUGUAAAGUUUGCAAAAGAGGUUGCAGCAAAAAUGAAACAGUAUAAGGAUGAAUUGUUGGCAUCCUGUCUGAAUUUUUUGCUGUCUUUACCACAUGACAUCAUCAUGCUUGAUAUCAAAGCAUAUAUUCCUGCACUGCAGAAUGCAUUUAAGCUGGGCCUUAGCUGUACUCCAAUGGCUGAUCUGGGACUGGAUGCUUUGGAAGACUGGUCAGCUCACAUCCCCAGGCAUAUAAUGCAACCUUACUACAAGGAUAUUCUGCCUCUUCUUGAUGGUUAUUUGAAAAACUCUACAUCUACAGUUGAAUCCCAGAAUAACUGGGAAGUAAGGAAACUUUCUCGAGCAGCCCAGAAGGGAUUUAAUAAAGUUGUGAUACAGCGUUUAAGAAAAGCAAAGACUUUUUCAUUGGAUGAGAGUCCCUCCUUGGAAGCAGUAAGGAUUAGAGUGGCACGCCUUCUUGGAUCUUUGGGAGGACAGGUCAACCACAACUUAAUUACAGCUAACUCUGCAGAAGAGAUGAUGAAGAAAUGCGUAUCCUGGGACACUGAGAAGCGUCUGAGCUUUGCUGUACCAUUUGCAGAUAUGAAGCCUGUCAUCUACUUGGAUGUAUUCUUGCCUCGUGUGACUGAACUGGCUCUUUCUGCAAGUGACAGGCAAACAAAAGUUGCAGCUUGUGAGCUGCUGCAUAGCAUAGUCACAUAUAUGUUGGGGAAAGCAUCUCAGAUGCCAGAAGGACGUCAGGGUCCCCCACCCUUGUAUCAGCUACAUAAGCGAGUAUUUCCAGUACUACUUCGUCUUGCUUGUGAUGUAGACCAGGUAACAAGACAAUUGUACGAGCCUUUAGUCAUGCAACUCAUUCACUGGUUUACCAACAACAAAAAAUUUGAGAGUCAAGAUACAGUGGCGUUCCUGGAAGCUAUCUUGAGUGGCAUAGUGGAUCCAGUGGACAGCACUUUGAGAGAUUUCUGUGGUCAGUGCAUACGAGAAUUUUUGAAAUGGUCUAUUAAGCAGACAACACCGAGACAGCAGGAGAAAAGCCCAGCAAACACCAAGUCGGUGUUUAAACGGUUGUAUAGUCUUGCUCUUCAUCCCAGUGCUUUCAAGAGACUGGGUGCAGCACUUGCCUUUAACAGCAUCUACAGAGAAUUUAGGGAAGAAAAUUCUCUGGUGGAGCAGUUUGUUUUUGAAGCAUUGGUUGUAUUUCUGGAAAGUCUGGCCUUAACCCAUACAGAUGAGAAAACAUUAGGUACCACUCAACAAUGUUGUGAUACUAUUAAUCACCUGAAGCGCAUAAUCAAGCAUAAAGCACCUUCUCUGAACAAGGAAGGAAAACGACGAAUACCACGAGGAUUUCCAGCUACUAAGUCAAUGUGUCUUCUGGACCUUGUCAUGUGGCUGUUAGCACAAUGUGGACGACCUCAGACAGAGUGCCGACACAAAGCCAUGGAGCUCUUCUAUGAAUUUGUUCCUUUAUUACCAGGAAACAAGUCUCCAUCUUCUUGGCUGGCUGAUGUUCUAAAAAACCAAGAUAUUUCUUUCCUCAUUAACAAAUUUGAAGGAGGUGGCAGCGAUGCCAAAAGUCCAUCUGGGAUCCUUUCUCAGCCAACUCUCCAUGGUAUGCAGGAGCCCUUCAGUUUACAGACUGUCAUGCGGUGGAUGGAUAUGUUCUUAGCAGCACUGGACUGCUACAAUACAUUCUUUGAGCUGCGAAUGAUCAAACCUCAUGAAAUACUAGGUGUAAAUGAAAGAUCCUCAUUCUUGGAAGCUGUGCAGUUCUUCCUUGAAACUAUUGCUUUACAUGAUAUCCACGCAGCAGAGCAGUGCUUUGAUUGCAGUUCAAAAGGCAGCAUGUUCAGUCCACAAGAGAGAGAUCUGUAUAAUUACAGCAAGUGUACAAUUAUAGUCCGAAUCAUGGAGUUUGUCACCAUGAUUCUGGAAACGUGCCAGCAGGAUUUCUGGAAGCUACUUGAGAAGGAAUUGCUUAAUGCAAGCUUUAUAGAGCUUCUGGUGAUGACAGUGUGUGAUCCAUCACACGUAGGCUUUAACACUGCUGACGUGCAAGUCAUGAAAAAUCUCCCAGAUAUCUCAGUAAGACUCAUGAAAGCUUUGAUGAAAUCUCCCUAUAAAGAAUCUUUGACACUGUGCAUAAAAAAGAGAAUCACGCCACAGAACCUCGAGGACCUUUGUUCUGUUGAUCUGUUUAAUUCAGAUGCACGUUUUGAUCAAGUUAGGCUUAGUGCUGUCCUUUCUGCCUGCAAGCAACUCCAGAAAUCUGGCCUGCUUCAUUCUGUUCUUCACAAUCAGGAUGAAAGGCCUCAUUUCUCGGUUGGCUCUAAACUCCUUUCAGUUGUUUAUAAAGGUAUUGCACCUGGGGGUGAAAGGAUAUCUCUUCCAUCGUUGGACAUCAGCAGUAAGCAAUUAGCUGAUAGACUCCUGCAGCUAGCAUUUGCUAUUGAUGACCAGUGUGAGGAGCUAGUAAGUCUGCUGUUGAACACAGUGGUGUUAUCUGUGCCAAUAUCAGGAGCAUCACAGAAGAACCUGAUCAACUUCUGUCAUGGACAGUAUUUCUACAGCCUGUUCUCAGAAACCAUCAAUCAACAGCUGCUGAAAAACCUGGAUGUGAUCAUAGUCCAGCUUAUGGAAUCAUCUGUCAGCAAUCCCCAAAUGGUUGGCAGCAUUUUGAACGGCAUGUUAGAUCAGAGUUUUAGGGAGCGUACUGUACACAAGCAGCAAGGAGUGAAACUGGUCACAGCUGUACUAAGAAACUGGGAGAAACUGGACAGCUGGUGGGCCAAAGGUUCAGCUCCUGAAAGCAAAAUGGCAGUCUUGACCUUGCUGGCAAAAGUUCUGCAGAUAGACUCUUCAGUUUCUUUCAAUACCAAUCAUGAAGCCUUUACAGCUGUUUUUAAUACCUAUACCAGUCUACUCAUUGAUCAGAAUUUAGGCUUAAAUCUUAAGGGCCAAGCAGUGAUAAUUCUCCCCUUCUUCACUAAUUUGACUGGAGAAAAACUUAAUGACCUUAAGAAUGCUCUUGAUGAACUGGUAGCUUUCAAUUUUCCCAUGAGGUCUGAUGAGUUUCCCAAAGGAACUUUGAAGCACAAUAAUUAUGUAGACUGCACUAAGAAGUUUUUAGAUGCAUUAGAAUUGUCUCAGAGUCCGAUGUUGUUGCAGUUGAUGACCGAAGUUCUCUGUAGGGACCACAGACACUUCAUGGAGGACUUAUUUCAAGCCAGCUUCAAAAGAAUUUCGAGAAGGAGCACCACUGACAAACAAGUGAUACUGUUGGACACUGUUCACAAAAUGUUCCAGAGUGAAGUCCUCCUUUCAAAUGCUACUCGUCAAGCAUUUAUGGAUCGCUCCCUCCUGACCCUCUUGUGGCACUGCAGCUUGGAUGCACUGAGAGAAUUCUUUGGCAAGAUUAUAGUACAGGCUAUGGAUACCCUUAACUCCAGGUUUACAAAGUCCAAUGAAUACACUUUUGAUACACAAGUUACCAAAAAAAUGGGGUAUUACAAGCUGCUAGAAGUGAUGUAUGUGCGUCUUUCAAAAGAGGAUGUUUACUCCAAGGACUCUAAAAUUAACCAGGCUUACCGUGGCUCCAUGAGUGUAGAAGGAAAUGAACUUACCAAGACGCUAAUAAAGUCGUGCUAUGAUGCAUUUACAGAAAACAUGGCAGGAGAGAGUCAGCUGUUGGAGAAGAGGAGACAGUAUCACUGUGCAGCAUAUAAUUGUGCUAUUGCUGUUAUCAGUUGUGUCUUCACUGAAAGUAAAUUUUAUCAAGGCUUUCUUUUUACAGAAAAAUCAGAAAAGAACUUGCUGAUUUUUGAAAAUUUGAUAGACCUGAAGCGUCAGUAUACAUUUCCUGUAGAAAUUGAGGUGCCUCUGGAAAGGAAGAAGCGGUACAUUGCUAUUAGAAAGGAGGCCAGGGAUGCAGGGAAUAGCGAUCAGGGUGAACCCAAGUAUUUAGCUUCUGCAUCAUACAUGAUGGAUAGCAGUUUGAGUGAGGAAAUGAGUCAGUUUGAUUUUUCUACUGGAGUCCAAGGUUUUUCUUAUAGCUCCCAAGAUGUUACAGCUAGCAGCACUCGUUUCAGAAGAAAGGAGCCCACAGAAUACAUGGUUUUAAAUGAUGAAAUGGAACUGGAAAUGGACGAACUCAACCAACAUGAAUGUAUGGUUUCUAUGACCACUCUGAUUAAACAUAUGCAGAGGAACCAGAUCACACCCAAAGUGGAGGAGGGGACGGUUCCAGUAGAUCUUCCUCUUUGGAUGAAAUUUCUGCAUGGCAAAUUAGGAAACCCAUCAGUACCACUAAAUAUUCGCCUGUUUAUAGCAAAACUUAUUGUUAAUACUGAGGAUGUUUUUCGACCUUAUGCAAAGCAGUGGCUUGGUCCAUUGCUGCAGCUUGUUGUUUCUGGGAAUAAUGGAGGUGAAGGGAUUCAUUACAUGGUAGUGGAAAUAGUAGUUACUAUCCUUUCAUGGACAAGUGUAACCACUCCCAAAGGGAAUAUUAAGGAUGAGAUUUUAGCUAACAGAUUGCUUGAAUUCUUGAUGAAGAAUGCCUUUCACCAAAAAAGAGCUGUGUUCAGACACAAUCUGGAAAUCAUAAAGACAGUUAUAGAGUGUUGGAAGAACUGUCUCUCCAUACCUUACAGUUUAAUAUUUGAAAAGUUUUCUAGUGGAGACCCUGAUACAAAGGACAACUCAGUGGGAAUUCAGCUGCUAGGGAUUGUUCUUGCUAACAAUUUACCUCCCUUUGACCCAAAGUGUGAAGUAGAUCGUGUCAGGUAUUUUCAGGCUUUGACCAGCAACAUGGGCUUAUUAAAGUAUAAAGAAGUUUAUGCAGCUGCAGCAGAAGUGUUGGGACUUGCUCUUCGAUACAUUGCUGAGAGAGAAAAUGUACUUGAAGAUCCAGUUUAUGAUUGUGUCGUAAGACAAUUAAAACAUCAUCAGAACACCCAACAGGAUAAGUUUAUUCAAUGCUUGAAUAAAGUUGUUAAGAAUUUUCCACCUCUUGCUGACAGGUUUAUGAACGCGGUAUUCUUUUUGAUACCCAAACUUCAUGGUGUGAUGAAAACCUACUGUCUGGAAGUAAUCAUGUGCCGGGUGGAAGAAAUACCUGAUCUCCACUUGCAUUUAAAGAGUAAAGACUUUAUCCAGAUCAUGAAUCACAGGGAUGAUGAAAGGCAAAGGGUUUGUUUGGAUAUAGUGUACAAGAUGCUAUCUAAACUAAAACCACUAGAACUUAAAGAACUUCUUCCUGGAGUGACAGGGUUCAUUUCUCACCCUUCUGUAAUAUGUCGACAGCGCAUGUAUGAUAUUCUGAUGUGGAUUUAUGAUAAUUACAGUGAUCCAGAAAGUCAAGCAGAUGGUGAUUCUCAGGAAAUACUCAAACUGGCAAAAGAAAUGCUGCUUCAAGGUCUAAUUGAUGAGAAUGCUGAACUGCAGUUAAUUGUUAGGAAUUUUUGGAGUGAUGAGACAAGGUUACCUACAAACAUUCUUGAUCGCAUGCUGUCGCUGUUAAAUUCUUUAUAUUCCCCCAAGAUUGAAACACAGUACUUAAGUCUAAUCACAAAUUUUCUGCUUGAAAUGACCAGCAAGAGCCCAGAUUAUUCCAGAAAAAUAUUUGAACAUCCACUGUCUGAAUGCAAAUUUCAGGACUUUGUAAUUGAUUCCAGCUGGCGUUACCGAAGUACCAUGCUUACACCAAUGUUUGUGGAGACUCAAGCUUCUCAGAGUAUCCACAGGAAUUUAUCACAAGAAAGAUCCCUUUCUGCAUCUGGGUCAGUCAGUGGUCGAGUGAGGGCUACCCAACGGCAAUAUGAAUUCACACCUACACAGCAUGUCAGUGGUAGAAGUUCUUUUAAUUGGCUAACUGGAAGUAGCAUUGACACGUUGGCAGAGUAUACACUUCCUUCAUCCUCUGAAUCCUUGUCUUCAUCCAUGCUGUUGGUUAACAAACGGAGUGAAAAAAUUAAACAAGCAACCUUUAAACCAGUGGGGCUGGAUUUCGGGAAAAAAAAGCUGGGUUUGCCUGGAGAUGAGGUGGACAGCAAAACUAAAGGUAUAGAAGAACGAGCAGAAAUUCUAAGACUGCGGAGGCGUUUCUUGAAGGACCAAGAGAAACUCAGUCUAAUUUAUGCUAGAAAAGGUGUGGCUGAAUGGAAAAGAGAAAAG
This is a messenger RNA of Balearica regulorum gibbericeps (East African grey crowned-crane), 7580 nucleotides long. NCBI's taxonomy places the organism in Eukaryota, Metazoa, Chordata, Aves, Gruiformes, Gruidae. The record is from RefSeq and is a predicted model, not a curated record.